GCCACCCUAUCAAUACCACUUCCACCGCGCAGCCUCAACUCUCCUUCCCCCCACUCCAACCUCUCUAACAGUGCACCGUCUGCCCAUCCUAUUCCACCCCCCACAUGGCGGCUGCAAUCAUGACUGGCGCACCUCUCUUCGAUUCUACCGAAUGUGGACUAUCCGACAUCACCAUCUGCGUCACCGAUGGAGAGGAGGCGAAGACAUACCAUGCGCAUAAAGCCAUUCUCGCCAAUCGUUCCCAGUGGUUCUACAAGCGCAUUUCCGGCGAUGCUGGACUCUCCACUGUCAAAUUGAAAGAGAGUAAUCUUCUUCAUUUUGACUUGCUUAUGAAGUACUUCUACCACCAUCCCGGCCGUCAUCGCGCCAACAUCAAUCUCGAUUGGCUUGUGGAAACGAUUUCCGUCUACUGCAUGGCCGAAAAGUACGAGUCCGAGAGCGUUAAGGAGGAAACCAUAGCCCGCUUCGCUUCUGCAACAUCAAAAUUUCUUUUCGCAGACACAAAAGAUAAGGCUAAGAUUGUUGAGGCCUACUACUCGCGGCACUCUGGAUCUGACGCUGGGAUGGGCCGUGCCAUUGCCGGUUAGUUGAUCGAUUGCGAAACAGAAUACUCAAACAGGGUCUUCAUUCGGCUUUCGCAAUGUGGAAUAUUCCUCGCAAAGUAUAGCGCAUUUGCACAAGAUCUGGUCAUCGUGGCCCGGGAACGCGCAUCCAAGAUUUCCUGAACCUUACAUUCCCCAGAGGCGAUAUCACCUGGUGUCAAGGAAAUUACACGGAAUUGAACCGUCUUCCCAUCCAGCGAUCAAUUGCGAGAUCAUCUUCAGGAAAAGUUCACCUUUGAGGGGCACCAAGGUCAUACGGAUGGUCGAGUAAAGGGAAAUACACUACUGCUCCUCUACCCUCAAUGGAAGACUUUCACAGCCUGUCCGAGUCUCAGUUUUGUCUCCGCGUCCCGGAGAUCAG
Molecule: messenger RNA, 963 nt
Organism: Westerdykella ornata
Lineage: Eukaryota; Fungi; Ascomycota; Dothideomycetes; Pleosporales; Sporormiaceae
Exons: 3
Coding region: 105-587 (160 amino acids)
Molecular function (GO): protein binding
Source: RefSeq, a predicted model, not a curated record